AUGAUGCUUAUUGAGCGACGCGAACGAUAUAAUGCGAUUUAUAAGAAUGGAUCGGACCAGCAUUUAUCAAAAUAUGACAAUUUUAGUAAUAAAAAUAAAGGGUCACACUAUAUGCUUAUGACCAACGAUUCGUACGUUGAUAAGAAUAGCGUUCCGGAAUUUCAUGAUAGCAAAACCCGGUUAGAUUUAAAGUUUAACAAUGUAAAACUUAGCGGUUUGUCACAUGAUAAAAUAAUAAUCGAUGAUAAAUCAAUCAUCUUAGACAAGUCUCUAAGUCUAGAUGAUGUGUCCGCUCAGAGUUUGAAUUUCAAUAACCCAGAUGAUCUUAUUAACCAAGAUGAGGUGAUAGAUAAUAAGAAUGUUGUACAGUCUUUCGCAAAUUUCCUUUGUUUACCUGAAAAUGUGGACAAGAGCUUGUCCCGGGUAAAACAUCCUAAUACACACAAAGAUGUUUCAAAUGGAAAAGAAAAUGUAAAUUAUAAUGCACAGGCAAAUGUGCAAUUUACACAAAAUUUUGAUUCCAAUGUAAAUCGCUCGCUCCAAAACGGCACACCUGAAGUUUCAGGAGCUACGUCCGGGGAAGCGAAUAAGAGAAUGAAUAGCAGUAGUAUGAAUUACUAUGACGAUGAUACCAAACAACUGUUGAAUCCCACAAAGAAGGCGAAUUUUGGUAUUAAAAUGGAUAAGAACCAAAAGGACGAACUUUCACAACUACUUUUGGGACAGCUCAGCAGGAAUGAUAAAAAUAAAGCUAUAGAGGAUACUAACACCAGGAUAUAUAGUAGACUCAAAGAUAUUGCUAUCGGAAAAGCCACUAAGGGAUACCAAAACUACAUUAAGAAGGUGCCCAUUGCUGAAAGGGGUCCAGACGAUCCGCAGACUCCAAAUUCGAAGGAGAAUAUAUCUGCUUCUAGAUUUCGCGCAAUCUACAGAGCAUGGCGUACACACUUGCAUAAGUACGAUAAUAUCACAUAA
Molecule: messenger RNA, 975 nt
Organism: Theileria equi strain WA
Lineage: Eukaryota; Apicomplexa; Aconoidasida; Piroplasmida; Theileriidae
Exons: 3
Coding region: 1-975 (324 amino acids)
Biological process (GO): mRNA transport; mRNA 3'-end processing by stem-loop binding and cleavage
Cellular component (GO): cytoplasm; histone pre-mRNA 3'end processing complex
Molecular function (GO): mRNA binding; histone pre-mRNA stem-loop binding
Source: RefSeq, a predicted model, not a curated record